GUGGCUGGGAGAUAGAGAACUGCUGCUGGAUGUGGCGCAUUUUUUUUUAAUAAACCAUGGGAAUUCAGGGAUUGCUACAGUUCCUAAAGGAAGCAUCAGAGCCAGUCCACGUGAAGAAGUAUAAAGGAAAAACAGUGGCAGUGGACACCUAUUGUUGGCUUCAUAAGGGUGCAUUUGCUUGUGCCGAAAAACUUGCCAAAGGGGAACCUACUGACCAGUAUGUUCAGUUCUGCAUGAAAUUAGUUCACAUGCUCCUCUCCUUUGGUGUCAAGCCUAUACUUGUUUUUGAUGGAUGCACGUUGCCUUCAAAAAAAGAUGUUGAAAAAGCGAGAAGAGAGAAACGACAGACUAAUUUGCAAAAGGGGAAACAGCUGCUUCGAGAAGGCAAAUUGGCUGAAGCCAGAGAAUGCUUUUCUCGCUCUGUUAACAUAACCAGCUCAAUGGCACAUGAAGUUAUCAAAGCUGCUCGCUCCGAAGGUGUUGACUACAUUGUGGCUCCUUAUGAAGCAGAUUCACAAUUGGCAUAUUUAAAUAAAAAUGACUUUGCUGAAGCUAUAAUUACAGAAGAUUCUGAUCUUUUAGCAUUUGGUUGCAAAAAGGUGCUUUUAAAAAUGGACAAAUUUGGCAAUGGUUUAGAAAUUGACCAGGCACGAUUUGGAAUGUGUAGGUCGCUUGGUGACGUAUUCACUGAAGAAAAAUUUCGCUACAUGUGCAUUCUCUCUGGCUGUGAUUAUCUUCCCUCCAUUCAUGGCAUUGGAUUAGCCAAAGCAUGUAAACUUCUGAAAGUUGCUAACAACCCCGACAUUACCAAGGUAAUUCAGAAGAUUGGGCAGUAUUUAAAGACAAAUAUAACUGUGCCUGAAGGAUACAUUGAAGGAUUUCUUCGUGCCAAUAAUACAUUUCUUUACCAGUUGGUCUUUGAUCCUGUGGAAAGAAAGCUAAUUCCAUUAAAUCCCUAUGGGAAUGAUGUUAAUCCAGAAGAAUUAAAUUAUGCUGGACCAAAUAUGGGAGACUCUGUUGCCCUUCAGAUCGCACUGGGAAAUAUGGAUAUAAACACCAGGAAACAAAUAGAUGACUACAAUCCUGACAUCCCUCAGCUCUCUCAUCAUAGGAGUCAAAGCUGGGACAAUAAGCAGUUAAAUCGAAAGACGGCACAUACAGAUAGCAUUUGGUAUACAAAAUCUGAGCCUUGUAAAACCACAAAGAUUGAAGAAAUACACAGCCCGAGGGGCUUAAUCCUUCCAAGCAAAAAGCACACAGUGAAAAGGUCUUAUGAAGAUGGAGUUUCUGAUACUGACUUAAUCAGCCAGUAUUCAUUUUCUAAAAACAAGAAAGCCAGACCAGACGGUGACGAUCCCAUGCAACAGGUUCCUGCUAGCACGAUGAUAUUACAGCCACUGGAUGACUGUGCAAACACCAAACCUAAAAAACCAAUACACCAACCUAAAACCAGGAAUGCAUUUGCUACGUUCCUGCAGAGGCAAAAGCAAGACUGCAGUUCAGUCUCUGCUACAGGAACCCGAAGCAGAUUUUUUUACAAGCCAGCAGAUGAAAAACCCCACUGUACAGAAAAAGAACAAAUUGUAUGUAAUGGCAGUGCUUUGGAUAUUGCCAAAGAAACCCAUGAGUUGACUGAAGAAUCAAGCAUAAAGACUGAAAAAGAGGAUUCUUUGUCUACCAUCUCAGAAGUGUGCAAACCGAACAAUCAACGAAUAUCUCCAUUGCAAAACCAAAGGAGUUGCUUCACUUGGUCUGGAUCGCUGGACAGUGAAAGUUCCCCUACUCCAAAACAAUCUCCCAUGUUGCUGUCACUCCAAAAAUUUCACAGAACAACUCCUUACAUGCAGAACGAAGCAGAGAACAAACCUAGUUGGCAGUCCAGCUGUAUCAAGUCCGAUACGGUGUCACAAAUCGAUUCAAAUGAAAAACUCUUGAAGAAACAGGAUAUAGAGGACACUGACUCAGAUGAACAUGCCAGUACCCCAGAGUCUCCAUGCCAGUUUACUAUGAAAGCCUCACCUGCUCACCAGUCUUUCUUUCCUGAACCUAAGGGCUCCGCUCCCAAAAGCAAGGUUCCUGGACUCCUUAAAUCACAAUCUGUAGUUUCUGGGCUCAGGACAAAAGUGAAACCAAGGGCACCAGCAAAAGUUAGCGGCUUGACAAACCGAAGCAAUACAAAAGCCACUCGAAAUAAUGAAAAUGUUCCAGGACUGCAAGCUACAAUUGGGGACCUUUGGAAAAACUUCAGCUAUAAGAAGUAACAGGCAUCAAUAGGAACCCCUCUUACAGUACAAUAUUUAUGAACCUGAAAGCUACAUUAUGGGCCUCACUGGAACAUUUGCCUCAACAGUUGGAUACCUUCUAACAUAGGGAAAACCGGCUGACAACAGUCAUUCUAUGAAAUGUGAUCACUCUAGUUCAGUAGUGAUAUAUGUAAUUGGGCGUUCCAGUUCCUACACAGGAAGUGGCAUACUGACCUCACAGGAAAUAGAAUAAUUUUUAUGAAAUAGUCAGACUGCCUUUUUCAGCUGUGAUCAUUGUGGUUAUCAAACCGUGGUGUUUAGAAAUACAGACUUAAAGGGAUCCUGUCAUCGGAAAACAUGUUUUUUUCAAAAGGCAUCAGUUAAUAGUGCUACUCCAGCAGAAUUCUGCACUGAAAUCCAUUUCUCAAAAGAGCAAACAGAUUUUUUUAUAUUCAAUUUUGAAAUCUGACAUGGGGCUAGACAUUUUGUCAAUUUCCCAGUUGCCCCUGGUCAUGUGACUUGUGCCUGCACUUUAGGAGAGAAAUGCUUUCUGGCAGGCUGCUGUUUUUCCUUCUCAAUGUAACUGAAUGUGUCUCAGUGAGACAUGGGUUUUUACUAUUGAAUGUUGUUCUUAGAUCUACCAGGCAGCUGUUAUCUUGUGUUAGGGAGCUGCUAUCUGGUUACCUUCCCAUUGUUCUUUUGUUUGGCUGCUGGGGGGGAAAGGGAGGGGGGUGAUAUCACUCCAACUUGCAGUACAGCAGUAAAGAGUGAUUAAAGUUUAUCAGAGCACAAGUCACAUGACUUGGGGCAGCUGGGAAAUUGACAAAAUUUCUAGCCCCAUGUCAGAUUUCAUGAUUUCAUAAUUGAAUAUAAAAAAAUCUGUUUGCUCUUUUGAGAAAUGGAUUUCAGUGCAGAAUUCUGCUGGAGCAGCACUAUUAACUGAUUCAUUUUGAAAAAAAAUUUUUCCCAUGACAGUAUCCUUUUAAGGCCAUUUUUGCUAGUAAUGCUAUUUCCUAUCAGAAGUUUUAAAAUGUCACUGUUCUGGUAGUUGGAAACGUUCUCCACAAUGUGGAUGUCUCUAUGAAUGUAUAUGUAUGCCUUCAAGGCCACAAGUUAGAUGAAUAGCUGCUCUGUGUUUUUAUACAUGGAAUCACAAAUACUGGUAGAAAUUCGUGUUGCUGUAUUGUAUCUGGAGAUUUUCAGCCUUCCUUUCACAAAGGCACACAGCGUGACAACUCCAAUUUGUAUCUGUUCUUUCAAGUGAAUGAGCACCUCAUUGGUCAUAACAGCGCACAUCCAAUAGGCCCUGUUGUUUUUCCAGAAUAAAUUGCAGAUAACUGCAUUUAACACAUGAUUGUUGAGUAGGUGUAAAUGCAGUAAAUAUUUUGAGGUUAAAUAAUAAAAGAUGCAAAAUUGUAUUUUCUUUAGGGGAAGGUCUAAUAAUCACCUAUAUCAACCAAUCAGUAGGUAGCAUUUAUUGGUCACUGGCAAACGGUUUAUUGGGUGCCAUAGGUUACUACACCAAGGCAAACGUCUUUUUAGUAUUUUAUUACAUCAGAUUUUGUCCCUAAGGGUGGUGGCAUACGCUAAGAUUCUGAGGAGAUUAGUCGCCCAUCGAUAAAUCUCCUCUUCUUUGGGCGACUAAUCUCCCUAAAUACCUUCCCUUUGGCAAGAAUGUGACUCGCCGGCAGGAUGGCAUACGUAGUGAUUCGUUUUCCGAAGUUGGCUUACAGGGAAACUUAAAAAAAACGGAAGCGAUCCGUGUGCCAUCCCGCCAGCGAUUCACAUCCACAGUGUUCAUACACAUGAUCAGCUUGCUUCCACACCCCUAUUUGCUGAACAUUUAGUACUGUACAUAUUCCUGCUUUUUUGGAGAUUCUGGCAUGGGAUAUGGCUAUAGGCUCAUUAGCUCAGAUUGUCAGAUAUCUAGCUGCUAUUCUGUCUGCUUUAUAAGAGGUUAAUCUGACAAACUACCAUGGUGAAAGUAAAUCCCAUUAACUUCCUCCUUCUCAUACUUUACUCUAGUCUUUGCUUUAUGGCCUUCUAUAACUGUAUCGCUGCUCUACCAUUGAUUUUUCUGUUUUGUAUAUAGAAUAUGUUUGUGUGAUCUUUUCAAUUGUACAUACUUUUAUAUGGUCUAUAAAAUAGCCUUGUUCUUUGCACAAAACUAAUAAAUCAUUUUUAGCAUUU
Molecule: messenger RNA, 4433 nt
Organism: Xenopus laevis (African clawed frog)
Lineage: Eukaryota; Metazoa; Chordata; Amphibia; Anura; Pipidae
Gene: exo1.S
Product: exonuclease 1 S homeolog
Biological process (GO): DNA recombination; mismatch repair
Cellular component (GO): nucleus
Molecular function (GO): catalytic activity; nuclease activity; 5'-flap endonuclease activity
Source: RefSeq, marked provisional